Messenger RNA from Xylaria bambusicola, 1710 nucleotides. RefSeq names its product glycoside hydrolase. Lineage: Eukaryota; Fungi; Ascomycota; Sordariomycetes; Xylariales; Xylariaceae. Gene Ontology annotation, biological process: N-glycan processing; carbohydrate metabolic process. Bases 1 to 1710 code for a protein of 569 amino acids. The transcript has 2 exons. The record is from RefSeq and is a predicted model, not a curated record. Gene Ontology annotation, cellular component: Golgi membrane; endoplasmic reticulum. Gene Ontology annotation, molecular function: mannosyl-oligosaccharide 1,2-alpha-mannosidase activity; calcium ion binding.
AUGACCCCAAUCCUUCGUCGCAAGUCGCGUAUAGUGGUCGCGCUGCUGGUCGUCAUCCUGGUGUACCUUCUUGUCGGCCUGGUCCCCGAUAACAGCGACGUUCUCUGGGGUUUCACCUAUGUCUUUGAUCGCUACGAUUGGUCUCAGCAGAAGCAAUUCUAUCCCGUAUCUGAAUAUACUCCGUUACCGACCGGCCGGCCGCAAUCGUUACCCCCAGUCCAGUAUGCGUUCAAGCAAGAUAAGAGUCCCGAGGGUGUCGCGCGAGAGGCCGUCCUAGCGUCAAGGCGCGACGAAGUAAAGGAAGCCUUUCUGAAGAGCUGGAGGAGUUACAAGAAUGUUGGGUUUGGGUAUGACGAACUCAUGCCCGUAUCUGGAGAAGGACACGAUGUUGCCGGCUUUGGCGGUUGGGGAGCCACUCUCAUCGACUCCUUAUCAACUCUUUGGAUAAUGGACCUGAAGGACGAUUUCUACGAAGCUGCCGCUGCUGCGGUCACAAUCGAUUACUCUAGGACACGGGACACAUCCAUCAACUACUUCGAAACCACUAUACGGCACCUUGGUGGUUUACUCAGUGCCUACGACCUAAGCAGAGAGACGGCAUUGCUUGAGAAGGCCGUCGAGCUAGGUGAUAUGCUCUAUAUGGCAUACGAUACUCCGAAUCGUAUGCCUGUAUUCUGGCUAAACUUUCAAGAGGCUAGAGCUGGGAAACAGGUGGCGGAUAACCGCAGUCCCUCAGCCGCUGCUGCAUCAUCGUCUCUGGAAUUCACCCGAUUAACCCAACUGACUGGCAACAAUAAGUAUUAUGACGCGAUAACUCGAGUGACGCAAGUUCUAGAUGACUGGCAGAACAGGACAAAUUUACCCGGGAUGUGGCCCACCUACCUUGAUCUGGAACGCAUAGAGUUAGACUCAGAUAACAGUUUCACGCUGGGUGCAUCCGCCGAUAGUCUUUAUGAGUAUUUCCCGAAAACAUUUGCUAUACUCGGUGGUCUCGAGCCGGUGUACGAGAAGUUGUACCGUGGGGCAAUGGAAACGAUAAUCGAAAACAUUUUAUUUCGACCGAAGCUCCCCGACCAAGCCGAUAUUUUGUUUACGGGUAACGUCUGGGUCUCAGAUGAGCCGCGCCUCACUGCCCAGUCCCAACAUUUAUGUUGCUUUGUCGGUGGGAUGUUCGGGCUCGGCGGAAAGCUUUUCCAAAUUCCAGAACAUGUUAGUAUCGGUGAAAAGAUCACGAAGGGUUGCGUGUGGGCCUACGAUGCCAUGCCAGCAGGCAUCAUGCCUGAGAUUUUCAACCUGCUCAAGUGUACAACACUAGAACCAUGUGAAUGGAACCAGGGGGAAUGGGAGAUUGUCGGCAAUACCAAGCUAAAGGAGGGGAUCAAGAACGUUCCAGAUCCUCGGUAUCUCCUUCGACCCGAGGCUAUCGAGAGCGUAUUUCUCAUGUACCGUAUGACGGGGAAGAGCGAGUACCAGGAAAUGGCGUGGAAAAUGUUUCAGACCAUUUGCAAGGCGACCGAGACCGACCUAGCAUUUUCGGCGAUCAAGUCUGUUAAGACGGCUGAGACGGUGAAAGCCGAUUCAAUGGAGAGUUUCUGGCUGGCCGAGACUCUCCGGUACUUCUAUCUGAUUUUCUCGUCACCAGAUCUGAUAAGUCUAGACGAGUUCGUAUUUAAUACCGAAGCCCAUCCGCUUCGACGACCAACUGCCUGA